AUGUCGUCGUCGUCAUCGAAGAUUUUAGGAUACUUAUCAUCAUCAUUCACAUUUGAACGGUGGCGGCGAUCAACGACCAAUUUGAUAGGGUUACAGCUAAUGAGGUUCUGCAAUUCCAAAGUGGAUAUUCGUCUUCCAAAGUCGUUCUGCUUUGUCGCAUCAUCAUCUUCAGAAUCUUCUGGCGGCUCGAGUUAUGAGGUGUUCUUGAGCUUUAAUGGUAAAGACAUUUGCACCAAUUUCGCUGAUCAUCUCUAUAAUGCGUUGGUCGAUUCUGGAAUUAGAACUUUCAGAGACGACGAAGAACUCCAAAAGGGAAAUGAGAUUGGUUCGGCGCUAGUCACUGCAAUCCAGGAGUCGAGAAUUUCCAUUCCCAUUUUCUCGAUGAACUAUGGUGCAAGCAAAUGUUGUCUCAAUGAGUUAAUCGAGAUAUGUGAAUGCAGAAGAACAAUGAAACAGAUCGUUUUUCCCAUUUUCUAUAAAGUUGAACCAAGGGAUGUGCGAAACCAGAUCGGGGUAUAUGCUAAGGCCUUUGAGGAACACCAAAAGCGAUUCGAUGAGACAAAUCUGCAGAAGUGUAGAAAAAUUGUGGGGAUUCAUGGCCUUGGAGGAAUUGGAAAGACAACGAUUGCUAGGGCUGUCUACAAUACAAUCUUUCAUCACUUUGAAGGAUAUAGUUUUACUGAAAAUAUUCGAGAAAAUGCCCAAAAGUAUGGGCUUCCUCAUUUGCAAAAUCAACUUAUCUUUGAUAUAUUGAAACAAAAAAAUCAUAAUAUUACUAGUGUGGAUGAUGGAAUUGAUGUGCUUCAGCAAAGAUUUUGUAAGAAAAAAGUUCUUAUUGUUCUUGAUGAUGUGGAUCAAGAUAUUCAUUUGAAGUGUUUAGUUGGCGACUGUGAAUGGUUUGGUAUUAGAAGUAAGAUCAUUAUCACAAGCAGAAAUGAGGAUGUUUUAUGUGCUCAAGAAGCAUAUGAUAUUUACAAGCCCAAUGUUUUAGAUUUAGAUCAUUCUCUUCAACUUUUUAGCCAUCAUGCGUUUCGAAGGGACCAACCUCCAGAAGAUUAUUUGGAUCUCUCAAAAGCUAUGACAAAAACUACUGGAGGACUUCCCUUGGCUCUUCAAGUUACUGUUCAUCUUUAUUUUCUAUGA
Molecule: messenger RNA, 1143 nt
Organism: Macadamia integrifolia
Lineage: Eukaryota; Viridiplantae; Streptophyta; Magnoliopsida; Proteales; Proteaceae
Product: disease resistance protein Roq1-like
Exons: 2
Coding region: 1-1143 (380 amino acids)
Biological process (GO): signal transduction; defense response
Molecular function (GO): ADP binding
Source: RefSeq, a predicted model, not a curated record